UUUUCACAGUCUGCUGCAAGGCCAGCCGGUUGCUCCAGACGAAUGCCUCUUCUGCCAUGACCAGGCAUGGAGCGCCGCUGCUCUGUUGAAACCGACGGCUCACGAUGCGUUGGGUUGCACUGAGGGCAAUGCCUGCUGCUUCAUCUGCACCCAG
This is a messenger RNA of Closterium sp. Naga37s-1, 154 nucleotides long. The record is from the annotation of a GenBank genome assembly. Lineage: Eukaryota; Viridiplantae; Streptophyta; Zygnematophyceae; Desmidiales; Closteriaceae.